Rhizophagus irregularis DAOM 181602=DAOM 197198 is the source of this 336-nucleotide messenger RNA. Lineage: Eukaryota; Fungi; Glomeromycota; Glomeromycetes; Glomerales; Glomeraceae. The record is from RefSeq and is a predicted model, not a curated record.
AUGUUAUCCAUUUUUCUUUUCCUUGAUAGUGAUAUAGUUGUUGCUAUUGCUGCAGUAGUUGUUAUUGGUAAAGCUGGUGCUGGUGCUGAUAUUGCUGGUGCUGGCAUUGGUAUAGGAGAGAAAGAAGGAGAUUUGGAUUUUUUCAUGUUUUAUUCUAAAAAGAAGAAAGAGAGAAAAGGAAGGUCUCCUCCAGAAUUAGUAGACCUUUAUAAAAGAACCCAAAACAGAAUCCUUAAUGCUUAUUGGAAACCAUAUUGUGAAUUUCAGUUAAUACCAAGAAAUCAGAAUCCAGAAGGUAUAGCAUAUUAUAGAAAAUAUGGUUAUUAUUAUUUUUAA